Molecule: messenger RNA, 333 nt
Organism: Ostreobium quekettii
Lineage: Eukaryota; Viridiplantae; Chlorophyta; Ulvophyceae; Bryopsidales; Ostreobiaceae
Source: the annotation of a GenBank genome assembly
AUGGGCUGCCAGUGCCGGACACAAGGUAAUGGAUUCGUUCAGCCUCAAGGCGGUCUUUUGUCAGGGAUUUUUUUUGCAUGGCUUUUCGCCUUUCUCGUCAGUGCCAUCGAGGGCAACGUGGGGCGGGCUGGAGUUAUGGGAGGUUGCCCACCGACUCGUAAGGCGGGACAUGCCUUGCACAUGUUGGAUGAUCGGAAGCAUUUUUCAUUGAGACCAUUAUUGAUUGCUGAGCAUGGGCGAACGGAUGUGGAUGGGGAUGUUGGCUGUGGUGGGUGUGACUUGUGGACUUGUCACGCCUUACCCAGCACAGAGAUCCAGCCUGUGCUGGAGUGA